Molecule: messenger RNA, 5456 nt
Organism: Larimichthys crocea (large yellow croaker)
Lineage: Eukaryota; Metazoa; Chordata; Actinopteri; Sciaenidae
Product: type I inositol 3,4-bisphosphate 4-phosphatase
Exons: 27
Coding region: 351-3386 (1011 amino acids)
Cellular component (GO): cytoplasm
Molecular function (GO): phosphatidylinositol-3,4-bisphosphate 4-phosphatase activity
Source: RefSeq, a predicted model, not a curated record
UUCGCAGGGGGCGUGGCCUCUGUGCCUCAGUUGGACCAGGCGGAGUGCGGCAGUUUGAGGACGAGCUCGGACAGUUUGUCUGUUAGCCCGCAAACGGAUGUUUUAACAGCACACGGAGCUGAACCGAUUGUGAACUCCUGCUGGUCCCGUGUGGAAGAUCAUCCUCCCUGAACCUGGAUCAGCCUACGUCCUCCUCUCCUUCGUCCUAUCGAUAAACUCGAGGUGAACCUCUUCCUGGAGCAGUCGUGGAUCCACGCAAGAAGAGGACCACAGCACAUGGGAGUGCGUGACUUUGUGUGUGAGGGUGUGUGUUCAGGCCUCCUGCCGUCGCCCGCUCUUCCCGGACAGGCAUGGCGGGGGGCAGAGAGCGCGGCUCCCGGAUACAGAGGCCGUGGUCGGUGUACCGGGCCAACACAUUCGAGCUGUCCAACGAGAUGAUCGGCUUGGCUCUCGCAGGAAACAGUCAGGACCCAGAUGAGCCCGUGCUUGAGUUCAGUGUCGCCUGCACGGACCUGCUGACUCCGUCUUUGGAUCGAAAGCCAAACAGCUUUGUAGCAGUGAGCUGCACGACACCACCGCAGGCCUUCUGGACCAAACAUGCCCAGACCGAAGUCAUUGAGGGUACCAGUAACCCCAUCUUCCUCAGCAGCAUCGCCUUCUUCCAGGAGUCCAACAUCAACCAGCAGACGCAGGUGAAACUGGCCGUCUACGACGUCAAGGACCGCUCGCAGGGCACGAUGUAUAUGCUGGGCUGGGCACUUUUUCCUGUGAAGGAGUUGUUGCAAGAGAGGACCCACAGAUUGGAGCUGGAACUUAGAUCAGCAGAGAAUCAGCGGGUGGGUAAUGUCACCAUAGCUGCCUGGCAGAUGGAGGAGAGAACAGAUCAGAGGAUGUCGGUCGGCCGCCUGCCAGACAGCAUCAACGGUCGGACAAUGCUGCCUGUUGACGAGAGCCUCACAGAGUCGAUGGGAGUCAGAAUAAAGUAUGCCUCGCUAUGCAAAGACACCCUGCUGCGCUCAGUGUUUGGAGGCACGAUGUCCCGGAUGUACCGCUUCCCCACGACUGAUGGCAACCACCUACGAGUGCUGGAGCAAAUGGCCGAAAGCGUCCUGUCGUUAAACAUUCCCAGGCAGUAUGUCAAACUGCUGCUCGAGGAGGACGCAGCCAGGGUUUGUGAGCUGGAGGAGCUGGGGGAGUUAUCGCCCUGCUGGGAGAAUCUGCGGCGACAGAUUGUCUCUCAGUACCAAAACAUAAUACUUGCGUACCAAGAAACGCUCUCGGACCUCACCGACUACAGAGGCCCAUCGUUCAAAGCCAGCAACCUGAAGGCGGAGAGGAAGCUCGAGUUCAUGCCAACUAACCUACAUGUUCAGAGGAUGAGGGUGCAGGAUGAGCUGGGCUUCGAACAUACGUAUGACGUGAUAACAAUCGGAGCUCCGGCAGCUCACUGCCAAGGUUUUAAAAACAGCGGUUUGAGGAAACUCAUCCAGAAGUUCGAGGAGGCAAAGAAACACAUAUAUGAGGAGGGAUGUAGCGCCCUGUCCAGCUCGCAGUCCAUCGUCUACAUACCGCAGGACAUCGUCCGAGCCAAAGAGAUCAUCGCCCACAUCAACACGCUGAAGACUCAGGUCAGCUACUACGCCGAGAGGCUUUCCCGAGCCGCCAAGGAUCGAUCUGCCAGCGGUCUGGAGAGGACGCUUGCUAUUCUGGCUGAUAAGACUCGUCAGUUGGUGACUGUAUGCGACUGUAAGCUGCUGGCCUCAGCCAUUCAGGCCCUGAACGCAGCACGGCCCGAGUACAUCGCCUCCAAGGCAUCUCCCUCCGCUGACUCAGAACAAGUAGUCCUCCGUAAUGACCAGGACACGCUACUAGCCAAGUGGAGCGGUCGCAACAGCCGAUCCUCGCUGCAUGUAGACUGGCAUGAAGAGGAGUGGGAGAAGGUUUGGGUUAAUGUGGAUAAAUCUCUGGAGUGCAUCAUCCAGCGUGUUGACAAGCUGCUUCAGAAGGACAGGAGACCCAGUGACGGCAGUCUGGACAGUUCCCAGCUCGACCUGCAGGGGGGCGCCACAAAGAAAGAUGACGGAAAAAAUCGAGCUUUCUGGAUCAACCCAGGAAGUAUAUCACAGGAAUCUCCAUCAUCAUCAUCAUCAUCAUCAUCAUCAUCACAUCCACGAUCAUCAUCAUCCCCUCCACUGCCAUCCUCUUCCUCUCCUCGCCCUCCCAGCCCUGAACAAGAAUCCUAUGGAAGCCCCAGUGCUGAGGAGGCGUACCCAGGCGAGUGGAGCGAGGCGUUGUACCCUCUGCUCACCACUCUCAACGAGUGCGUCGCGAUGAUGAGUGACACAGCCAAAAAGUCGAUGGUCUUCCUGCUGAUGCAGGACAGCGCCCCGACGAUAGCCAUGGAUCUGUCACUGCAGUACCGCCGCGACGUCGUCUUCUGCCAGACGCUCACCGCCCUCAUCUGCGGCUUCAUCAUCAAACUGAGGAACUGUCUCCGUGACAACGGAUUCCUCCGACAGCUCUACACCAUCGGCCUGCUCGCUCAGUUUGAGUCCCUGCUCAGCACUUAUGGAGAGGAGUUGGCCAUGUUGGAGGACAUGAGCGUCGGCAUCAUGGAUCUCCGCAACGUCACCUUUAAGGUGACCCAGGCAACCGGCAGCUCCGCCCCCGACAUGCUGCCGAUCAUCACGGGGAACCGGGACGGCUUCAACGUCCGCAUCCCGCUCCCGGGAACCAUGUUUGAUGCACUGCCGAGGGAGAUCCAGAGCGGUAUGCUGCUGAGGGUCCAGCCGGUUCACUUCAACGUCGGCAUCAACGAGCAGCAGACGCUGGCUGAGAAGUUUGGAGACACGUCGCUGCAGGAAAUCAUUAACCUGGAAAGUCUUUCCAGGCUAAACUCAUACUACGAACAGUUCAAAGAAGUCCUGCCUGAGGACUGCCUGCCGAGGUCUCGUUCUCAGACUUGUCUUCCUGAGUUGUUGAGGUUUCUGGGGCAGAACGUCCACGCCAGGAAGAACAAGAACGUGGACAUCCUGUGGCAGGCGGCCGAGAUCUGUCGCCGGCUGAACGGGGUUCGUUUCACCAGCUGCAAAAGCGCCAAAGACCGCACGGCCAUGUCGGUGACCCUGGAGCAGUGCCUGAUCCUGCAGCACGAGCACGGCAUGGCGCCGCAGGUCUUCACGCAGGCCCUCGACUGUAUGCGCAGCAUUGGUACGAGGGAGGGGGUGAUCCAGAAGAACCUGAGCGGCUUGCUGCCGGUGCGUGACUUCCGGCUGGACCCCAGCCUCCUGUACUCACUGCCCCUGCUGGCCCUCAGCCCGAACCUCCUGGUGGUGUGGAUCUUCCUCAGUGUGGCUUACUUCCUGGCCAAACUGCGCUGCAGCUGAGCCGGGACUGAAAACAUAGCGCACGUCUUAAGGUUUAUGGAGGAUGGGUGGGAAUACUCCACACUGACUCCCGAGGGUGUUUCUAAAACUGUGCCACUGUCCUGUGAGUGUGUGAAACUCAUGCACACUGAUACUGUACAGCAUGUACACACUGUCCCACCCUGACUAAGGGCUUAACACACCUGAUGCCCCGUUUAUCAAGGGCUGAGCCCUGCCCUUUUUUUUUCUGUUUAUGGACAGUUUCUCUUUCCAACUUUAAAAAACCGACCUGGAGAAGUAUUAACAGUUAUUUUCUUCUUGAGGCUCCAGACUUUCCAUAGAUUUGAAAUAGAGAUCCACACUAAGCUGGCUAAAUCUAAAAACACAUUGUGUCGUUGUGUUUUCAGGUAUUUCUCGUAAUGAUUCUACUGAUUUCAGUCCGCGAAUGACAAAACUGCAUCACAACCAACAUCUAGUCAGCUGCAGUCUUUAAAGAAUAUUUUAAUACAAGCUAAACUAAUGACUUAGAACAAACAUAACUACAGGUUAAAGUUGUAGUCCUUAAGAUUUCAGUGCUGGUUGAGACAGCGACACCAGUGGAUACUGGUCACUGUGAUAAAUAUUGGGUUUCCUGUCGCCCCUUUGCAAUAAAAACGACCCCACGUUGGUUUUAAUGUAAAGUAGUGAGUGUUUUGUUUGCAUUAGUAACUUGACAGUGUCACGUCUAUGUGAACAUUAAGGAUAAAAAGCUCCCCAAUAGGUUUAAUUAACCCUAACCACCUAGAAUCUGCUCUACUUCAGGCCCAAACAUUUUGUCUACUUGCCUGCCUCUAGACCUUGGAUAUCCUCAAUCCCAGUGACUCCCCAACAGGUUAUCCUAACCCUAACCAUUCAGGUUCCUCACCUAACUACCCGCCUAGUCUGUCUUGUACUUGUGUUAAUCACAAAUGAAAUUUGGCCUCAUACAAAUCUUAAGGAUAAUAACUUAAACUGCUUUGUAGAAGAAAUGUUAGAUGUGACAAAAUGUUGUCUUCUAAACUUUACUGCCACAUAACCCGAGAUCAACAACAUUUUCCCCAAAACGUAACAUUCAAAAAAAAAAAAAAAGAAGAAAAAAAAAGGUUGCAGCAAGAAAAAUGUGUUUUUAAAUUGAGCUGGCUUAGUGUGACAUUUCAUGUCAAUAAUCUUGAGGUAUUUAAAACACUGACGCCCAGCUAAUAGCUUCAAACCCAGUCAAGAUGCCGAGAGGUCUGGAUGAGGACAAGACAGCUACACAUGUGUUGUAGUGACAGUUUGUAUAUUUGUAAAACACAGGUCAGAGAUUACACCUGAGUUGUAUGUACGGAAAAGAAAAGCGGAUUAUAUGAAAUAUGAAAGAUGAGUUAUAAUUUAAGCUUUGCACAAACAGCUUCAUUUAUCAUUGUCUUCCAUGUGCAUUUGCACCUUACAAGCUAAAAGCUUUUAUUUAAGGAAGCUAACUUUUGCUUAUAAACAUAAUUCAGGCAGUAUUUGCUCAUUGUAUUUGUUUAUUUAUUUAUUUAUGUCUUCCGGCUUUUCUAGACCGUAGAAGGAGCUUCUACUUCAGCCUUUGCACUUUACAAAGUAUCCAAACUUUAGCCUCCAUUGGAAACUUAUAACCAUCAGUAUUAGGGUUAAGAAUGACAGAAGAAUUUAGAAAUAAAUAAAUGUAUUUACUUGAUUCUGAUUGUCUCAGAGUAGGGGAUAAAUUGAGGACUAAUGUGUCUGAAAAUUAUUAAAACAGCCCUGUUUUGUCAGAGGUACAUGAACUGAACUCAUGGCAACACUUCAGCCAGACAAUUCAAUCAAAACUAGAAGCCUCCGCACCCCCCUAUUCGUGUAUUUUAAAUGCCUUGCAUACCAUGCCUGAGCAAACGAACAUACCGGAAAGCUCAGGGAUCAGGUCUCAUGACAACAUGCAUGACCUGUUUCUUAAAGAGAAGGAGCCAUGUGAUUAUGUGUAUAUCCCUGUGUAGCUGUGCAAGCUUUGUUAACAUCAGUUAAUCCUGCAUGCAUAAAAAGAGCAAACAAAUCAACCAAUAGUUAUUCAAGCCUAAAAUUAAAUUAAAAAUC